AUGGUGGACAGCAAUAACUCUCAUGGAGGAAUACUUCGACAGCAAAGAAACGGAGUUCACGAUUCUGACUACUAUGUGGAGGUCACUGUAACAAAUCAAGCAUUGAUAACAACCAAACUGGACUUUAAGGUUACAAUAGACAUUAGUCCUCCCUCAUACUGGCGUUGUCCACGAUGGUCACGGAAACCCUUUUCCACAUCCGCCUCCUGGACAGCGCCCACUGUCGGCAAGUAUCACGUGACAGUGGUGGCCUUCAACCGAGCACUGGAAGCAUCUGACCCAGUGUGUUCUGACGGAGUGACUGUAGACACAACACCACCCAGUGUCAGUGAGGUGGCAGUGAGAGACUCCAGGGUGAUGGAGGGGCUGGUCAAGUCAUCAGAUAACGUUGUGUGGUUCAUCGACGCCCACAGGAGACGUGCCCAGGUGGUCAGUCCAGAUGACAGUUGCAGGUCCAUGGCCACGCCAGUAGAUGACGAGAGAUUGUCCUUGUUUCCAAUACAUCGUUACAUCAACGGAAGUAGGAUACAUAUGUGCACCGAUGGUUGUGGAUCCCUAGUCAGUAUGCCUCCCACCUUCAUCACGUCUCUAUACGUCUGCAGGGAACAUCACCUCUUCGUAAACUGGACUGGCAGUGACACUGAGAGUGGUAUCUAUGACUACGAGCUUGGGAUGAUGUCAGAUCCUUCUGGUGAAGCAGCUCCAGAUAUCCUGCCCUACACGUCCACUCAUCAUCAUCCUCAGUAUCAGGGCUACCAUCCCCGUCUCAGUGAGGGGCAACAGUUCUACAUCGCCAUCAAGGCCAUCAACAAAGCUGGCAUCUCAGCUUCAAAGGUUGUGGGCCCUGUAAAUGUACAUACCUUGUACCCUGGAUUUUCUGGAUCGAUCAAUGUUAUGUUGGAAAGUAACGUUCUGGUUGCCCGAUGGAAUAAGGCCUUCACAGAUCCCGUGUUACGGUAUCUCAAGUACGAAGUCUCUGUGAGCGGUCAGUCGACAAUAAUCCCAUUCAGGAGGCUGCAGUCAGGAGGAGGUUGUACUCUGAUGUCGCCACCCACGUGUACAGCUGUCGCCCUCACAGGCCUCCACUGGGACCUCCAUCACAGCCACACCUACUUUGUGUCAGUCAGAGUCACCAACAUAGUAGGACUGUCUACAAUAGCGCUGUCUGAACCCUACGUCCAUGGCGUCAUGUCGCCGUUACGUGGUGUAGUGGAAGACGUUAUUCCAGCUGGAGAAGGAUCUUUGCUCGAAAUAGAUGGUAUUCAGGACACAGACCAGCAAAUCUCAACAGGUUCCCUAACGGCCAGAUGGCAUGGAUUCGUCAGUGAGUCUAUGACCGCAACAUACAAAGUCGGGAUUGGAUCUCAACCUCGUACAUCAGACGUCAGGAAUUUCAUAGACGUUGGCAAGGUCUCGCAACAUGAGUUUAUUGGCCUGAAUUUGCAAGAAAACCAGAAGUAUUUUGUGACUGUCGUGGCUGUUACUGGAGGAGGAGAGAUGACCGUGUCCUCUGACGGUGUGACGGUCAUCAGGCCAAACGCUGCAGUCACAGAUGUCACUAUCAGAGAUGGACCAGGGUGCAGGGAUUCUGAACAAGGUCAUGAUGUCACGGCGACAAUCAAGAUGGAUUGUUCUCGUGAUCUGCAAUUUCAAGCCUCUACUUCAACAUAUGCAGCCCACUGGAUCAGGAAUACCAGCACUACUCUGGGCUACCCGGAUGUACACUGGGGGCUGCAAGCACAAUUACCCAAUUCAGAUAUCUGGAACACCUGGAGAGAUUUCGAGACCCUUGGGUCGACUGAGAGGCUCAUAGUUGGGGACUUAGCUUUAGAACCUGGACGAACCUUCAGGGCUGCAGUCAAGUUCUGUGCUGGUAAAGUCUGUACCAAGCCCACCCAUAGUGACGGUGUGACUAUCAUACCCCAUCCCCCAGCAGCUGGAAGCAUGGCAUUAACAUACCAGGAAUCUGACGGGGGACAGGCUCAGAUCCAAGUUAAGAUGUCCCGGUUCCGUGAUCCUGAUAUACCGAUUCUGUCAGAAGCCUAUGACGUCAUGACAAGAUAUGAAUGGGGUCUCACAGAUAACAGUCACAACAGCAAGAUGUUGAUCAACUGGCAAGAGGUGGAUGCUGACAGUAUUGUCAGUAUCAAAGACGAGACACGUUUUCAGAUAUUUCUUCCGAAGCAGCUCGACUUUACCAAGUGCAGAAGACUGACGGUCAGGGGUUACAAUGUAGUUGGCAUGUAUUCGGCAACUUCAGCAGAUGUCAAAGACUGUAAUGCCUAUGACCCACGUAACGUUGUGCCUGCAGUCGUGGUAGAUGUUGUUGGCACAGCCAAAGGACCACACCUGGGAUAUAGCAUCAGUUUAGAUCAGAACAGUCACUGGAAACACGAUGAUGCUGACUACACUCCCUACAAGAACAUCCUGUCUGCUGUGUGGCCGACUCUACGUCACAGGAACUACACGUGGGCAGUGGUGGCAGGUGACCAGUUAGUCCCCUCAUCUCACUACAAGAGAGAGACUCUGAUGACCGUCAGUGACCCCUGUAACGUGCCCGAUGUCAUCAAGUGUGGACACAUUGUUCACGAGUUCCUCAACGUAGAAUUCACCCAAGAGGAAUACCUACAUCAUGGCAGGAGAUUUUAUGUGUGCAUCCACGCUGAUGAGAAGAAUACAGCGUUCGAGAAGUGGACGACCCAGCUGGCUGAAGUGAACGUCUGUAGUGAUGGCAUCGCAGUCGACCUCACGCCACCGACACCAGGGACGGUGAACAUCGAAGGACUCACAGACGGAUUUUUUCAGAUUAGCAGAACAGAGGUUUCCCUGAAAUGGACAGACUUCACUGACAUCGAAGAAGAGAUACAGAUGCUUCAUCUGAGUGGCAUUUCACAUUAUGAGGUAGCCCUAGGAUCUGUUUCUGGGGGACAAGAUGUGGUCAAGUUCACCAAUGUUGGAUCUGUCGACCAUUACACGCUCCAUAGUCUUCAUCUACAUACUGGAAAUACAUACUAUGCCUCAGUGAAAGCCACAGAUUUCGUCAACAUGACAACAGUGGCUGUGUCAGAAGGUUUCCUUGUGGACUCCACAGCUCCAGUCUUGACUGGCCAGCUUCUACAGCUGGAGGGACGCUACAUCACAUCACGUGUGCUGCAUGUCUGCUGGACCAACGUGUUCUUAGACGAGGAGAGUGGAAUUAGAGAAUACAUGGUUUCCAUGGGUACCAGACCUGCGUAUGCUGACGUGUCAGAGAACGUGAUCACUGACCACGAUUGCUUGGAGGUUGAUACGUCAAAUGUGGAGGAUGGACAUUCAUACUAUAUUUCUGUGAAGGCCGUCAACGGUGCAGGUCUGUACACACUGUCCUCAUCACGACCUCUGGUUGUGGACACCACGCCACCAUCAACUGGCCACGUCUAUGACGGAGUACAGUCAGCUGCCUCACACGAUGACAAAGACAAGGACUAUAUCACCAGUGCCUCAGAGAUGGGAGCCUACUGGGAAGCCUUCGACGAGCCUCAUUCAAGUGUCGCUAUGUACAAGGUCAAGGUCGGGACCUGCAAAGGGUGUGACGACAAACUGGAAGAGAUAGAGUUUGGAAAUUCAAAAAAUAUCAGCCUCCAGCACAUCUUGCUCUCCCCAGGAGUGAAGUACUUCACCACAGUGACAGCCUGUAACACAGCAGGCCUCUGCAGCAGCUCCUCAACCUCAGACGGUGUGAUCCUGGACAGCUCUCCACCAGUUCCUGGAACAGUGCAGGAUGGCACAGGCGACAUGGAUAUACAGUUCCAGGCGACGAGGACAUUUAUGGGAUGCAAAUGGCGAGGCUUCCAUGAUCCUGAAUCUGGUUUAGACCACUAUGAAUGGCGUGUAGGAACAACACCAGGAGGUGAUGAGAUUCUGGCAGCCAGGAAUGCAGCCCUGGAGGAGGUCAUCUUCCACAUCUUCCCACGUGACCAACAGCUGCCAGUUGGGCAGAUGAUCUACAGUACUGUCCGAGCGUUCACCAAAGGAGGAUUGCAUUCGGAAACGACGUCCAAUGGAAUUACGAUAGACAACAGCGGACCUGUUGUUGUGACCACACCGACGGCGAGAGACGGGAUUUCUUCCGUUGUUGCUAACACUACAAUCAGUCGGACAGCUCUGAGUUUACACUGGAAGUUCCACGACGUUGAGUCCUCCAUAGAACGCCAGUACCUCUCCUUAUCAUCUCACCAGCUUGGAGAGAUAGAUAGUUCUAAUCUUAAAAUUCCAGGUUAUAUUCGAAAAUACACAUACACAAAUCUGGACUUGCAUGAUGGAAGUAAAUACAAGGUGAAGGUCACAGCUUGCAACAUGGCGGGCCUCUGUACAUCAGCAGCUACAGGGGACAUUUUGGUUGACAGCUCUAAACCCAAAACAGGAUCCUUCUCCAUAGAAACCGACCACGCAGUGAAACUUCCACGACAUCAAACUGGAUGGAUGACUUGGAACAGUACAAAUCUAAACCUAGCGUGGCUUGGCUUCUCUGACCUACAUUCUGGAAUACAACAUUAUCUUGUAUCAGUGGGGUCUCGAGAAUUCGGAACUGAGUACAAUAAAGGCAGUGGACUAACGGAGGUCUCCCACGAAGCAGCCGGAGUUGACAAGGGUGACGAGGGAGUUCUCCAGACCUUCAGUGUGCCCACCAAGACUCUGCCACAUGAUGGGACUGUGUUUGUAGCUAUCUGGGCAGUGAAUGGGGUUGGCCUACAGAGUGAUGCCUACCACGCUGAACUGGUCCUGGAGGCAGACUCUACACUGUGGCUGGUGAGGAGGUGCCAGGCCUACAACUGUGCGGGACACUGUGUCUGUGCUGUGCAGGGAGGAGCCACAUCUAUCACUGUCGUCGACACUAUCGACCUCUCGUUAACACCUGACGUUGCUGACGUUGAUGUUUCUCCUUUCAACACCUACAUAGCGGCAAUCUGGUCUGUUACGCCCGGUCUCCAAGUAACACGCUAUGAAUACAGUAUAGGGGAGAGCGAUGGAGAUGAACCAGAAGGAGUUUUUAAUACAACAACUGGGAGGGUUUGGAUGGACGCUGGUCAACAAACAUCAGCUGUCAUAUCAUUGGAAGCAGACAAGGUUCUGACACCUGGAAUAAACUACUCCUUUUUCGUAAAGGCGUGGUAUGAUAACGUAACUUACAGCAUCUUCAAGUCAGAUGGCGUCACCUUUGAUACAACGCCUCCUGUAACUACUAACAAAUCAGGAAGAACUGUGACGGAACUCCGAGACGUUGAGGACUCCAAAGACAGAGACUUCCAGACACAGAACAGCACACUUGACGUCACGUGGUCUGGACAUUUCCUGCCUGGUAUAAGCAGCAUCCAUCGAUACAGGGUCUACAUCAGCACGCACAGAGGAGGUCACAGUAUCCACGAAUCAGGGGACCUGACCUCCACCAGCUAUACAGCGACAGGUCUGAAUUUACGUCCAAACACCGUCUACUACUGCAGUGUCCUGGCUUAUAACAAGGCUGGUCUGGUCAGCUGGGCCUACUCUGAUGGAGUACAGGUGGACGUCAUGCCUCCGGUGGCAGGGAGAGUGAAGGAUGGAGCAGACCUCCACGACCAGGACUACCAGAGUUCAACAUCCGAAAUCUCUGCCUCCUGGUACGGCUUCUCGGACACAUACUACACCAUAGCCAAGUAUUUCUGGUGUGUGGGGACAAUCAACGACACAUCAGAUUGCAGUGUGAUGGGCUGGUUGGAUUUUGGACUGCACACAUCUUUCAGUAGAUCACUUCCAACUCCAUUGUCUGCUGGUACAUUAUGGAACAAAGUGUAUGCUAUAGACGCGGUUGGUCAUGCUUCUGACGUAGCUGUAUCUGAUGGAGUUGUCAUCGACACAUCACCCCCUGAACCUAAGGAUGUAGCAUAUCUUGGAAACAAUCUGGUGAUGAACCCAUCUUUCGAGGUAGACAAAAUAGCUGGUUCAACGAAAUGCAGCCUUGUCAUACCAACAUCAUGGGAAAGUGACACGGCGUCGUGUAUCAAGGUUCAGGCGCCGGAUUCGCCUUUAGCUAAAGAUGGACAUAAGUUUGUGUCCGUAAGUGGAAGCAUCCAACAAACGAUCUCAGGCCUUGAGGUUGGGAGGGAGUACAAGCUGACUCUGCAUGCUGGAUACCCAGAGACUGUUUCCAACACCCACAGAUCAGUUGAUGCAAUAGUUACAAUAGGAAGUGAAGUCUUCAGCUUUACCCUUGACCCUAACCUCUGUAGAGGCACCUGCAGUGUCGGAGAUCACUCAGUCGUCCUCUGGAACAAACACACAUACAGGUUCACAGCCGUAGAUACCAGCAUGGUGCUGAAGAUAUCGUCAUCGUCAAGGAUGAUGGAGUUUGUACUGGACCAUGUAAGUGUCCAGACCGUGGACUAUGUUGCUGGUCCGGACAGUGUGGACACAGAGGAGCAUCUGGUGGUCCACUCUGUGUUCCUGUCACACUGGUCAUCUCUACAUGCUUCCUGGCACUUUGAGGACCUGCAAUCUCCAAUUACACAGUACAAAUGGGCGAUUGGGACAGUUCCAGGUGGCAGUCAACUUCAGAAGUAUACGAAUGUGGGCCGAAAGCGUCAAGGUGUAAUUUCUGGUCUAAAGUUGGUCCACAACACCAAAGUUUACAUCACUGUUAUAGCAACGAAUGCUGCUGGACUGACUAGUGUUUCCCAUGGACAACCCAUCAUUGUAGAUCUGACGCCGCCAAUCUUCCGUCACAUCGGUGAUGGUCCAGGUCCAGAUGAAGAUCAUCAAACAUCAAGUGUGGUUAGCGUCAACUGGAAAGUGACGGAUGAAGAGUCUGGUGUCGACCACUGUGACUGGGCUAUUGGAAGACGCAGACGAAGCGACGACAUCAUGACAUUCCGCACAGUGCCCACAGGAGAGUCCACAGCUGUGAUGGACAUUAGUGAUGCAUUCAACACCUCAUCAAUAACAGUUUACACAACAAUACGAUGUUUCAACAAGGCAGGCUUAGUGGUGGCUGCGACGACGGACGGGGUUGAAAUUGUCAGAGAAAUUAACAAGAUAUCACUAGAAGAAUUGAGUGUCUUGAGUGGGACCCAGACUGAAUCCAUCUCCUCUGACAGAGGGAUGUGUCAUCAGGACCAGAACACAGUCAGGCUCCACUGGAGCCAGGCCGACCGACAGCUGAGGUCCACAGUGGUUUCAGUUGAGGGUAAACUGCGUACCUACCAGGGUGAUAUUCCAAACUACAUGCAUUACACAUAUGCUACAUUUUCCGAUGUAAACUUGGAGAUUGGCUCGACAUACAACGUCUGUGUCGUUCCUGUUGACGUGUUUGGGACGACUGGAGAGAAAUCAACUUCGUACUUUACAGUUCGUCAUGAACCACCAACUGUAUCUGAUUCGGGACGCAUAUCCCUUUCACAAAACAAAACCAAGCUGACCGUGUCGUGGAGGAACAUGUUUAUGUCUCCUUGGAAUGACCUCGACUAUGAAGUGCACAUAGGAACAUUGCUUGGAGGAGCUGAUAUUGUCGACAGAAUGUUGACAAAGAAGGAAGAAAUUGUCAUUCAGCUGAACUCGAGACAAGCUGAAUAUAUCUAUGCUAUGAUAACUGCUAUCGAUGUCUGUGGAGCUUACAUUCAACGUACUCAGAGUUUCACUAUCAAUUAUGACUAGUUAUUUUUAAGACAUUGUAUAGCAUGUUAAGACAUCAGGUACGCUUUGAUACAGUGUCAAUCAUUUGUAUUAAGUAUUGGAAAUGAAACAUGCAGCUGAUUUAAUGAUGUAAAGUACUGAACGAAAUUGUGUAGUUCUGCACAGCACAUAUAGGUGUUUCACAAUGAUUUUUUAGGUUGUUUUCAUGUGUCGCAAUAUAUUGAUGAUACUUGUAUACAUAAUAAAUAUAUAUAUUAAAAUAAUGUUGUAAGUUGAUUUUUUUAAGAUUGUGAAGAGCA
Molecule: messenger RNA, 7943 nt
Organism: Haliotis rubra (blacklip abalone)
Lineage: Eukaryota; Metazoa; Mollusca; Gastropoda; Lepetellida; Haliotidae
Exons: 40
Coding region: 1-7665 (2554 amino acids)
Molecular function (GO): protein binding
Source: RefSeq, a predicted model, not a curated record